Molecule: messenger RNA, 1156 nt
Organism: Cheilinus undulatus (humphead wrasse)
Lineage: Eukaryota; Metazoa; Chordata; Actinopteri; Labriformes; Labridae
Gene: rbm48
Product: RNA binding motif protein 48
Exons: 5
Coding region: 2-1075 (357 amino acids)
Cellular component (GO): nucleoplasm
Molecular function (GO): nucleic acid binding
Source: RefSeq, a predicted model, not a curated record
GAUGGCGGCGUCUGGUAAAGACGGUUCGGGCUGUUGGGGUGUCCCAGUCGUGUAUAAACAUCACGAACAGAGUAGAGUGUGCAUUUCGCGACCAAAAUAUAGAGAAGGGAGGAAGGCAAGAGCUGUUAAGGUGUACACCAUCAAUUUGGAGUCUCGUUACAUAAUGGUCCAAGGAGUCCCAGCCAUCGGCGUGAUGUCAGAGCUGAUCCAGCUGUGCGCACUGUAUGGAGUUGUGGAGGAGUACAGACCCCUAGAUGAGUAUCCUGCUGAGGAGUUCACCGAGGUCUACCUUGUCAAGUUCCAAAAACUCACCAGUGCCAGAGCGGCCAAACGUCACAUGGAUGAGAAGAGUUUCUACGGUGGUGUGCUGCAUGUUUGCUAUGUCCCAGAGUAUGAGACUGUGGAAGAUACCAGGCAGAAGCUACAAGACAGGAGGAGAUAUGUAAUAAAAGCUACUCAGAAUAAAGCAAGAGAAAAAAAGCGGAAGGAGGCAGAAAAUGAGCAGGCUACAUCAUCAGACACAGCUUCCUCAUCAGAGACGGUCGCUGCCAGACGGGAUAUAACCACAGAAACUGAUGAGGCAGGCAACCCUUCAAACAUGAGCCAGUAUGUAGAGUUUCCUCCUCUGCCAUUACCUCCUCAGGAGCAUUAUAACUACGGACAAAUUAAACAAUUCACUAAACCAACAGAGGACAAUAUGGGGACAUCACAUAAUGCCAUCAUUAACAAAAAAGAGAGGCCAAGACCAAGCUCUAGUCACACCUCUUCAGACAGAGACUCAGGGCACAGACUCGCCUCAAAUCACUGCCCUGCUGUCAGAUUUUUGCCAAGGACCACUCAUUUAGAGAACAGGAAACGUAAGAUUGAAGAGGCUAUGGAAAAUUCAACAUCUGAUGAUACCAGCAGCAAUGAGCCUCUUAUUGGGCCAAAACUACCAGAAUUAGCUAAAGUGGACAUGGAAGAUGAGUCACUAAACACAACUGUACACCUUAUCAGGAACACAAUGAAACAGGUGGGAGCAGUCUCUGAUCUCAAACCAGUGGAUAAAAAAGUUAAACCCAGACGUCGGAUUUGAUCAAAGGGCUGCCUUGAUGCUGAACUAAUGUCUCUUCCAAACACCUUCUUUUUUUUUUUUUUUUUAAAUAAAGAUUAUUUU